Messenger RNA from Exophiala spinifera, 489 nucleotides. Its product is annotated as peptidyl-prolyl cis-trans isomerase-like 1. Gene Ontology annotation, biological process: protein folding; protein peptidyl-prolyl isomerization. The coding region runs from base 1 to 489 and encodes 162 amino acids. The transcript has 2 exons. NCBI's taxonomy places the organism in Eukaryota, Fungi, Ascomycota, Eurotiomycetes, Chaetothyriales, Herpotrichiellaceae. The record is from RefSeq and is a predicted model, not a curated record. Gene Ontology annotation, molecular function: peptidyl-prolyl cis-trans isomerase activity. Gene Ontology annotation, cellular component: catalytic step 2 spliceosome.
AUGGCUACCGAUGUAGUAUUGGAGACCACCAUGGGUGCCAUCACCGUCGAGCUCUACAACGACCACGCUCCCAAAACGUGCAAGAACUUUUCCACGCUUGCCCAGCGAGGCUACUACAACAAUGUCAUCUUCCACCGUAUCAUCCCAAAUUUCAUGAUUCAAGGUGGCGAUCCCACAGGCACAGGACGAGGUGGCUCCAGUAUUUAUGGGGAGAAGUUUGCAGAUGAGAUCAGUCCUUCGCUAAAGCACACUGGCGCAGGCAUUCUGAGUAUGGCAAAUAGCGGCAAAGACACCAAUGGAAGCCAGUUCUUUAUCACACUAGCUCCGACUCCGUGGCUAGACGGCAAACACACAAUCUUUGGCCGUGUCAAGAGCGGGAUGAAGGUUGUGCAGAGAAUGGGCUUGGUCAAGACGAACGGCGAGGACAGACCCUUGGAGGAGGUCAAGAUAAUUCGGGCAAAGGUCGCUGAGGUCUCUAAUGGUGACUAG